Paramecium octaurelia is the source of this 1661-nucleotide messenger RNA. Lineage: Eukaryota; Ciliophora; Oligohymenophorea; Peniculida; Parameciidae. The record is from the annotation of a GenBank genome assembly.
AUGGAUUAAUAUAAAAUAGUGAAGCGAUUGGGAGAUGGAACUUAUGGCUGCGUCUACAAGGCAACCAAUAUCAACACUGGAUAGAUAGUUGCCAUAAAAAAGUUCAAAAAAAAAUAUACAUCUUGGGAUGAAUGUGUAAACCUUAGAGAAGUAAAAGCAUUAUAAAAAUUAAAACAUCCCAAUAUUAUAAAAUUAAUCGAAGUAUUCAAAGAAAAGGAUGAGUUGAAUUUGGUUUUCGAAUUUUUAGAUAAGGAUAUUUAUCAACAAUAUUUAGAAAAUCAAAAUAAUGGAAGACAUUUGUCUGAAGAUAAGAUUAGGUCUGUAAUUAAAUAAGUUGCUGAAGGUUUGGCAUAUAUGCACAAAGUAGGAUAUUUUCACAGGUAAUUAAUACAAGUAUUGUAGAGAUCUAAAACCAGAAAAUCUAUUAGUAUCAGGGGAAACUGUUAAAAUAUGUGAUUUUGGACUAGCAAGAGAAAUUAGAUCGAAACCUCCAUAUACUGAUUAUGUUGCUACGAGGUAAUUAGUAUUUAUCAUUUUUCAGAUGGUAUAGAGCACCAGAAAUCUUACUGAAAUCUCCAUAUUAUAACUCACCAGUUGAUAUAUUUGCACUAGGAUGUAUAAUGGCGGAACUAUACACUCUAAAACCAUUAUUUAAUGGAAGUUCAGAAUUAGAUCAGCUUUUUAAGCUAUGUUAAACUUUAGGUACGCCAAAUGUUAAAGAGGUAUUUUCUUGAAAAUGACUAAUAUAGUGGCCUGAAUCAUAAAAGUUAGCCAACACUGCUAAUAUCACAUUUCCAACAUAUAGUCCUGCCCUUUUAGAAAAAGUAAUUCCAAAUGCGUCAUCUGAAGCAAUCGAUCUUAUUAGAGAUAUGUUAAAGUAUGAUCCUUAAAAAAGACCUUCUGCUAAAUAGAUUUUGGAAUACCCUUAUUUUUCUAACCAUUGUUUCCCUAUGAUCUAAUAAAUAGAUAAUAAUUAGGAAUUUCCAAAACUAGAUAGAAUGGAAAGACAUGAAAAAUAAGAUGAUAUAUUUGAAUUACCUAGGGUCAAUAAUAAGGAAAAUAGAAAUAAAAUGAAUGAAUCUAACUCAAACUUUCUAGACAUUUUGGAAUAAAGGAUAGCUGAUUAUGAGAGGCCAACAAAAAAGGAAGUCUCAAUACAUAAGUCUAGUGUGAAGGAAUCAAAAGAAUAUUAAGCAUAAAAAGAUAAUAGAGAAUCAAAUCUGUCAAUGAUUCAAAAUAAUUAACCUAAAGAUUAUAUAAUGCCUAAGGAAUUCCCUUAGAUAGAUUCUCUAGAUCCUAGAAUUGAUUCUAGAAAUAAAAAAGGAUAAGCUGGAUUGAAAUUCUUAAGACACAAUGAUCCUAUAGGAGAUCAACUUAGGAAUCAAUAAUAAUCAAUUAUUUAGUAAUCAAGAUCAUAUGAACCAACGAAAAGAAAUAUUUAUGAUUUUAAUCUCCUAUAAAUGCCACUCGCUAAACCCACAUUUUAACCUAAAUUGGAAAUGCCGAAAUAGAAUAAAAAUUAGAUAUUUGGUUUAAAUUAUCCAAAAUCUUUGCCUAUCGCUCCAAAUAUGGGAUAUAAGUAUUAACAAUAAUAGCAAUAAUAAUAAUAUAAAUUUGAUGACAUCUUAUAUGGUAAACCUCCACUUAAAUAGUAUUAUUGA